Molecule: messenger RNA, 4006 nt
Organism: Haliotis rufescens (red abalone)
Lineage: Eukaryota; Metazoa; Mollusca; Gastropoda; Lepetellida; Haliotidae
Exons: 9
Coding region: 234-2570 (778 amino acids)
Biological process (GO): protein polyubiquitination
Molecular function (GO): ubiquitin protein ligase activity
Source: RefSeq, a predicted model, not a curated record
GACUCUUCUUGGCCCGACUUUUAGGCAAUCCCGACGUGUUGUGUCUACAGCGAUAUACGGCAACAAGGAACGGUAUACCAAGCAGUACUCUUUCCUGGAGGUCCCCGUUGUGUCGACAGGGACAUAUGGAUACAGAAUACUAGCAGUACUCUUUCCUGGACGUUCCCGUUGUGUCGACAGGGACAUACAGGUAAUUCCUACAGUGUUGAGCGUAACUAGGAGCAACGUGCAUCAUGAGUACUGUGACGAAACAAAGGUGUCCUGAUUGUGGUCGGACUUUCAAAAACUUAUCAAAUCACAAAAUAUGUCAUAGUCGAGGUUCAGCAAAACAUGCAGACAAACCUUCUAUGGUUCAGAAGCAAGUGUGCCCUGACUGUGGCCGAGAUUUUGUGAACCUCGCAAAUCACAAAAUAUGUCAUGCAAGAGGGACCAGACACAGGCAGACGUCUGAUCCACCGCAGUCGUCUUCAAGGGCACCCGUGCAGCCACGGACCAACGUUGACUAUCGUCAGAGGAACGCAAAUCCCACGCCCAAUCAACCUCAUUACACACGAUAUGGCACAACUGAUUACGUGGAUACACCACCAACUACGCCACCCAUGCGAGGGAAUGUAAAUGACCCACGACAUGAUCAAAGUGAUUACUUGGAUACGCCACCCCCAACGCCCUCUUCCCCCCAGAGAGAGCGAGUGACACCAUCCUCAGUCACUCAUUACCCACGAUAUGGUACAACUGAUUACGUGGAUACACCACCAACUACGCCACCCAUGCGAGGGAUUGUCAAUGACCCACGACAUGAUCAAAGUGAUUACUUGGAUACGCCACCCCCAACGCCCUCUUCCCCCCAGAGAGAGCGAGUGACACCAUCCUCAGUCCCUCAUUACCCACGAUAUGAUACAACUGAUUACGUGGAUACACCACCAACUACGCCCCCCAUGCGAGUGAAUGUAAAUGACCCACGACAUGAUCAAAGUAAUUACUUGGAUACGCCACCCCCAACGCCCUCUUCCCCCCAGAGAGAGCGACAGACACCAUCCUCAGUCACCCUUCUCUACCCGUCCAUUCAGACGGUGCCCCAGGGCCGCGGGAAUAUUCAUCACCAACCACACCCUACUCAGCCACAGAGUCGAAGUCAUUAUCCAGAUGAUACGUCUCCUCCACAACCACAACUCCCCAGUAGACAACGGAGUCAUCAGCAACGUCACCAUCACGACCUUGAAUCCCUGCUGUAUGGUCGUAUAUCGGACGCGUCUCAAAGGCAACAUUACAGAAGAGGUCACAACGAUUACAAUAGUGGUCUCAGUGAUGAGGAUGCCCUGUCUGUUGCUAUUGCUGCAAGUCGGGACCAACAGGAGGCUGAUCUGGGAUGGACCUUCAGAGAUGAAUCUGACACAAAUGCGGCAUCUACUGGUUCACCACGCAACAUUGUCCGGGAGCAUCGGAGUGGAUGUAUGGAGUUUGGAGCUUGCCAAAUUUCGGUCAACAGGGACGCCGUCUGGCGCAGCAGCAUGGCCUUCUUCAAGGAUGUUGCAGUAUCGAACAAGGCUAAACAGUUGAUGGUGGUUUUCAUUGAUUCCGAGGACAGGCAUGAGGAAGGCGUCGACACCGGGGGACCAAGGCGAGAGUAUCUACGGCUGCUGUUGCAGUCCAUCGUCUCCGACAGCAAGAUGCUGCACGGGGACAAAAACCAAGGAUUUCUGAUUCGACCCAACAUAUUUGCAUAUUCGAAGAAUCACUUCCGGGUCAUGGGUGUCAUGCUGGCCACUAUAAUUGCUCAAGGCGGACAAUCCCCCGCCAUAUUUGCCCCUCCCGUUGUUGAUGCAAUAUUGGAUAUCGAUCAGUCACUAUCUGUGGAUUAUGUGCCGAACAGAUGUACGAGAGACUCUUUGACAAAGGUGUCGGAGGCUCGAGACGCGACGGAGCUGGAGGAAGCGCUGCAGGAGUGUGACUGGAGAGACGACCUAGAUGGCAUCCCCUCUUAUGUCACUAUGGCCAAUAGGGAUGAGUUUCUUAAUGGAUGUGUCCACCACUUUGUCAUACUACAGAGCAAACCAAUGGUAGACCAGCUUAUUCAAGGCCUGCGUCACUGCGGGAUAUUAGACCUCAUUAGAAGACACACGUUGCGAGAUUUGCUGGAGUAUAGAUCGGACGUUGAAGUCACUUCAGAAAGGGUGAUGGAUCUGUUGAAACCAGUCCCCAGUUACCAUGGAGACGAACAGGCCAUCUUUAACAACCUGCACCGAUUCCUGCAGGCAGCUGAAGAGGGCCGCUUGUGUGACGUCCUCCGGGAGGGCCGAUGUUUGACCCGCAACCAGACCGAGUUCGCACGGAGGAUGACUCCAGGUAGACUGCUGACGUUUGUGACCGGAUGUAGUAGAGAGCCAGCUGGCGGGUUCACGCCCCGACCCAGCAUUGUGUUUAACUACAGUGACACCUGGCGGCUGCCAUCAGCCUCCACGUGCAGUAACCAGAUCCAGCUCACAGUGCACCCCAACUUGCUGGAGUUCCAAAGCUUUUGUCAUGCGAUGAUGACGUCAAUGAUGAAUGGAGAGACCUUUAGCACUGCCUGAGUUACGUGUAGUCAUCAUGUAUCUUCUAAUGGAAGAUAAGAGGAUAACAAGAAGUAACUCAUGUGAUAGAUUCCGGAUUCAGCAGAAGUAUAGAGUAUCCUCAACUUUGUGCUCCACUAUCAAACACGACACACCUAAGAUUUCACUCCUUGUACCAUGGACCUUUUUCACUCAACGUGGUGACCAUGGAUAUAGUUACAUCUCUGUCGUCUCUGUUCGGGACCUCUUGUCAAAACUGAAAGCGAAUGGCAGCAGAAACAAAUAUGUGAACUUCCUCAUUGAUAACAUCUAUGUAAAGUUUGGGGAUAAAACAUUUAGGUCUGAGUUAGGCUUCCCCAUGGACAGUAAUCUCCCCACCGCAUGCUGAUCUGUUUCUUUAUGCAUACAAACCGGAAGUUUCUUUUACGAACCGGAAGUUCUCCUCGUAUUGGCGUAAUGAAAACAAGUGAAUUUAGUCAAGAAGUUAAACUUAAACUUCAGGAUAUCGAUGAUCUGAUAUCGUUCAAUAAUGGUCAAAUAGCAAAUUCCCAUCCACUGAUUUACCCACUAGAAAUAAGGGAGUCCAGUGAGACCGCACUGUAUCUUAUUUAGCAUAACGAUUCAGAGUGAAAUCUUUCCCCAAGACUGUAUGACAAGAAAGAUGACUUCAGUUUUCCAAUAGUCAACAAUGUCGAGCAACACUCCAGCAGCACAGGUCUUUGGUGUCUACUUAACGCAACUAUUGAGAUACAGUCGAACAUGUUCCUUCUACCAAAAAUGUAAAUAGCACCAUACGACUCUUUCUCGACAGAAAGGUUUCAACAUUUAAUGCUUUUGUAAAGUUGUCAGACCGUUUUAUGAGAGACAUGUGGAGGACAUUUCCAAAUUUGACGCUUGAGAAUGCUUGAUGCGGUUCCUUGCUUUGACUUGUACCAUAUGUUCCCGUGGGUUUUUUCCCGGUGCCUUUGUACAGGGGAUGCCACCUGUGUGACCCGAUGCCUGGUUUCAUCCCUAUUUAUAAGUGAUGCAUGAAUCAUGCUUACGCUGUAGUCGGAAUCGUACAUUGGAUUCUGCUUUUCGCAGAGAUGUCUCAUAAUUAUGUAAAGUUUUUUUCUCACUCUAUAUAUUUUAUAUUCAAACUUUAACAUAUUAACCCGACAUCACAUUGUUUCGUCAAUCGAGGAUUGCAAUCUCAAAAUUUUAAUUUUGUUUUAUUUAAUUGAGCUAUUGGAUGGUUUCGCUUACAUUACAUUAAAUCCUUAAAUCUGUAUUUGCACUUUUGAGAUUUUAUGUUUUCUUUUUCAAUUUCUUUACUGCUGGUGACCCUAUAGCCAGCACCUAUUAUAAGUAACCUGAAAUAGAAGAUUGCAGUCAGAAUAUGUUUAAUUACUUUCUUAACUUAUUUGCAUGGUUUAUCUUAACAGCCUUCUGAUCUGAAGCAAACGCGAAUAAACAGU